Messenger RNA from Phaethon lepturus (White-tailed tropicbird), 570 nucleotides. RefSeq names its product glutaredoxin 3 (gene GLRX3). Lineage: Eukaryota; Metazoa; Chordata; Aves; Phaethontiformes; Phaethontidae. The annotation marks the transcript as partial. The transcript has 5 exons. The record is from RefSeq and is a predicted model, not a curated record.
CUGGAAGCUGAAGCUGUGCCUGAAGUAUCUGAAAAAUAUGGAAUUAGUUCUGUUCCAACGUUCUUAUUCUUUAAGAAUUCUCAGAAAGUUGACAGACUAGAUGGUGCACAUGCCCCGGAGCUGACCAAAAAAGUGCAGCGCCAUGCAUCCAGCAGUUCCAUUUCUGCUGGCUCUAAUGACAGUGCAAAAGAAGAUCUUAAUGUGCGUCUCAAGAAACUCAUCAGUGCUGCCCCUUGCAUGCUGUUUAUGAAAGGGUCUCCAAAAGAACCUCGCUGUGGUUUCAGCAAACAAAUGGUGGAGAUAUUGAACAAACAUGGUAUUUCAUUUAGCAGUUUUGAUAUUUUUUCUGAUGAAGAAGUUCGUCAGGGGCUGAAAACUUACUCUAAUUGGCCAACUUACCCGCAGUUGUAUGUAGCUGGAGAGCUUAUAGGUGGACUUGAUAUUGUCAAGGAACUUGAGUCAUCCGGAGAACUGGACACAGUCUGUCCGAAGGCACAGAAGUUGGAGGACAGGCUUAAAAUCUUGACAAACAAAGCUCCUGUGAUGCUUUUUAUGAAGGGAAGCAAGCAG